Salvia miltiorrhiza (redroot sage) is the source of this 5812-nucleotide messenger RNA. RefSeq names its product pentatricopeptide repeat-containing protein At1g25360-like. Gene Ontology annotation, biological process: RNA modification. NCBI's taxonomy places the organism in Eukaryota, Viridiplantae, Streptophyta, Magnoliopsida, Lamiales, Lamiaceae. The transcript is spliced from 3 exons. The coding region runs from base 176 to 2596 and encodes 806 amino acids. Gene Ontology annotation, molecular function: RNA binding; zinc ion binding; protein binding. The record is from RefSeq and is a predicted model, not a curated record.
UUGUGAUUCUUUGAGAAACCAUAUAAUAGGACUUGCUGAAAGCUAGCAAAGAUGCAAUUGAUACACACAACACUCAGUAUGCAUAACUCUCUUCUUGCUCAUAAAUUCAUAAUCCAAAUGCUCCAACAAAUGCUUUCUUGAGCGUUUGAAUCUCCCAGAAAAAUCGGAUAUUCCGAUGAGCGGUGGUCGCCAAUAUGAAAUACUCCGGCAAACGGUGGAUGUCGGCGCCUUGGCCAAUCACUACGCCGCCAAGCUUCAGCUCUGCCACCAACGCGGCCCUUCCGGCCACCGUAUCGCCGCCGGGGUCCAUGCCCAGAUGAUUGCUUCUGGAUUCAUCCCAGCCAGCCACAUUCGUAACCGUUUGAUUGAUAUUUACAGCAAAUCCUCCAAUUUGAACUACGCGGAGAAGCUGUUCGACGAAAUUCCCAAACCAGAUAUCGUUGCAAGAACCACCAUGAUCGCCGCGUAUUCUGCUUCCCGGAGCCCCAAAUUGGCCAGAGAUAUAUUUGAAAAGACGCCUCUGAGAAUCCGUGACACGGUCUGCUACAAUGCCAUGAUCACUUGCUAUUCCCAUAGCAACGAUGGCCAUGCCGCCAUUCAGCUCUUCAAUGAAAUGAGGCGGCAGAGUUUUGGACCUGAUAACUUCACUUACUGUAGCACGCUCGCAGCGUUGGCGCUUAUCGCCACUCGCGAGGAGCAAUGCCAGCAGCUGCACUGUGUUGUGCUCAAGUCGGGCUGCGCUUUGGUUACUUCUGUUCAGAAUGCUCUGUUAUCGGUUUAUGUGAAGUGUGCAGCUUCGCCACUGGUGUCUUCUUCGUCGCUGUUUGCUUCCGCCAGGAAACUGUUUGAUGAGAUGCCGGUGAAGGAUGAAUUGUCGUGGACAACGAUGAUCACAGGGUAUGUGAAAAAUAAAGACCUUGAUGCUGCAAGAGAAGUUUUUGAUGGGAUGGAUCAAGAUUUGGUGGUGGCUUGGAAUGCUAUGAUUUCUGGAUAUGUGCAGGAGGGCAUGGUUAUGAAAGUGUUUGAAAUGUUCAGAAAUAUGCACUCUUUGGGGAUUAAAUACGAUGAUUUUACCUACACCAAUAUCUUGAGUGCUUGUGCCGAUGCCAGCUUGUUUCUUCAUGGCAAGCAGAUUCAUGCAUACAUUCUGCGGACAGAGGUGAAGCCCCCGAGGGAUCUCAUGGUUUCGGUGACUAACGCGUUGAUCACAUUAUAUUGGAAGUGUGGUCAAAUUUACCAAGCAAGAACCAUAUUUGAUGCAGCUUGUACCAAGGAUCUUGUUUCUUGGAAUGCUAUGUUAUCAGCUUAUGUGAGUGUGGGGAAAAUUUAUGAGGCUAAGGCCAUUUUCAAUGAGAUGCACGAGAAAAAUAUUUUAUCCUGGACAGUUAUGAUUUCAGGGUUGGCUCAGCAUGGUUUAGGUGAAGAAGCUCUGAAACUUUUCAAUGGGAUGAAGUCUUACGGGAUUGAACCGUGCGACUAUGCCUUUUCAGGCGCCAUCACCUCUUGUGCUGUACUUGCAGCAUUGGAACAAGGGCGCCAGCUUCACGGUCAGCUCAUUCGUGUUGGCUUUGACUCGAGCCUUUCAGCAGGAAAUGCUCUUAUAACAAUGUAUGGAAGAUGUGGUGCUCUUGAUGCAGCAUAUGUUGUGUUUCUUACCAUGCCUUGUCUGGAUCAGGUGUCGUGGAAUGCAAUGAUAGCAGCCCUUGGACAACAUGGGCACGGGGAGAAAGCAACAGAGUUAUAUGAAGAGAUGUUGGAGGAACACAUUUUGCCUGAUAGGAUCACAUUUCUCACAGUCCUCUCUGCGUGUAGUCAUGCAGGUUUAGUUGAUCAAGGCAAGAAAUACUUUGAGUCCAUGACUAAAGUAUAUGGAAUCACUCCCGGUGAGGAUCAUUAUGCACGACUGAUUGAUUUAUUGGGACGAUCUGGAAAAUUAAAUGAAGCUCAGAAUGUGAUCCGGGCCAUGCCUUUUGAGCCCGGAGCACAAAUUUGGGAGUCGUUACUUUCUGGCUGCCGGCUUCAUGGAAACAUGGAUUUAGGGGUCCAUGCUGCGGAAAAACUCUUUGACAUGAUUCCGCAGCAUGAUGGCACCUAUAUCCUUUUGGCAAAUAUGUUUGCUGCUGCAGGGCAAUGGCAUAAUGUUGCUGCAGUCCGUAAGUUUAUGAGGGAUAGAGGAGUGAAGAAAGAGCCCGGGUGUAGUUGGCUUGAGGUCGAAAAGAAGGUUCAUGUGUUCUUAGUUGACGACGCUGUACACCCUGAGGUUCAUGAGGUUUACAAUUAUCUGAAGGGGUUGGUGGUAAGGUUAAGGGAAUUGGGAUAUGUUCCAGAUACCAAAUAUGUAUUGCAUGAUAUGGAGUCGGAACAAAAAGAACAUUCGUUGUCAACACAUAGUGAGAAGUUGGCAGUUGUUUAUGGGUUCCUAAAACUUCCUCGUCAUGCCACCAUUAGAAUCUUCAAGAACCUCCGUAUUUGUGGGGACUGCCACAGUGCAAUCAAGUUCAUGUCGAAAGCUGAGGAUAGAGAGAUUAUUGUAAGAGAUGGGAAGAGGUUUCAUCAUUUUAGGGAUGGUGAAUGCUCUUGUGGUGAUUACUGGUGAAGACUUGGUUGCUGAAGAGAAAGCUGAAGUAAGGCUUCUCAGGAACAGGUAUCCUUCUCAAUAACCAACCUACCAGCCAAGAUAUCAUGGCAAUUUCGAUGCAUGCGCGCCAUUGCUUCCAGUUGAGCCUCUCUGUAUCUGCAAACCUUUUCAACAACUCCACAAUAACAACCUGCAGAAGAACUAUCAUGCUUAGUAACAUCCAGAAUAGCCUUUUCUUUUUCAGUCUCUCAAAGAUGUUCCUCCCCUUUACCGUGUUGAAUAUGGUGAAGAUUUGGCAGAGGACAAAGAUGUUGAAAAUCAAAGUAUCCUUUUCUGUGCCACUUAGUUUGAAAGUUGCUUCACCCUCGAACUGUAUGGCAUCUCUUGCAUAAGGCUUUCAGCAGGAUUAUCGACUGAAAGAGCUAAAACAACUAAUGUGCCUACUACCAACUUUACCCACAGUAGUUGGAGAGCUGCAAAUGGAAUCUUACCAGAUGAAAUGGAUGUAACUAUGUUGAUUGCUGGGGGUUCUCCUGAAAAAAUUGUAGUCACAGAGUCCGUCACCAGAGAGGCCGUUGUAGCUGUGAGCUGGAAUUGUGCAUAUAUCUGGAUGUUGUUGUAUACGCCUCUUCCCCACUUCAUAGCUUUUUCUAUGGGAUCAAAACUAUCACCCAAGAUGAUAAUAUCUGACUUUUCCUUCACGGAAUAAGAUUCUUGGAUUCCAAGAUAGAAACCCACACCAGCUUCCUCGAAAAGUUCUUCAUCGCCUCCAAUAACUCCUACUAUAUGGCCGAAAUCUUUCAGGCAUUGUAACAGCAGAAGCUUGUCUGAAGUAGAGGCUCCAGCAAUCACACUAUACUUUUCUGCCUUCUCCAAUCUCUCUUGAUCAGUAAAGCUUCUAAAUUCUUCGCCUUCAAUGAUGGCAUCUGUGACUGCUGUUUGAUUAGGACUGAGUAUGCCACAUUCUAGAGCCGAUAUCUUUGCCUUCUGGACAUCUUCUGUUGUGAUCAGUUUGACGUGCACUCUGGCUUCUUGGCAUUCUCUCACAACUUUGCUUAUGUUGUGCCGAAACACAUCCUUUAGACCUAAAAACCCUAUCAAUGUGAAAUUUUCUUGGUUGAGCCCUGAAACAGUUGCGUGUGCAUACGCUAUGCAGUUGAGGCCAUUAUUCUUCAUCUCCUGGACAAUUCUCUUGAAUGUUGCCCUCGCAUUUUCACUGAUAUCUUUGAUUACCCCAUCUUCUUCAUAAUAUUGAGUGCAAAGAGCCAGAAUCUCAUCCACUGAUCCUUUCAUGUGAAUGUGUACUCUGUUAUCACCGUUUCUCUGUAUCCAAAUGCAGCCAUCUUUCUUCUGUUGGUCGAGGCUUUCAAUAUCGAGCAUGCUACAGUUUUCCUUGAGUUGUUCUAGAUUCAUCCCCAGUUCUUGACUUGCCCAAGUGCAAAUCGCCUUUUGAGUUUGGUGCUCGCCAAGAACAGAUGAAGCUUCAGAGGUUGUAUUCAGACCGAUUCCCUCAUGCAUUAGUUGAAGAACUAUCAGUGGGGGUUUCUGCUUAAACUUCACCUGCCCCAGCCAAAACUCUUCCACCUUGGGUGAUUUGUCUGAAAUGGCACCGCUCCUGUCGAUGCAGAUCACUGUAAUGGAUCCAAUUGCCUCACAAGCUGCAAGAUUUCUGACUAGUGCCUUCUCAUCUGCCAUUCUCUUGGUUGAAUAAGCAAGAGUUAUUGUGGCCGCGAGUAGUAAACCUUCUGGAAUGGCAGUUGUUGCAAUAACUAUCGGCAUGACCAGAAUCCCAACGAUGUCCUGCCCGACUUGAUUGAUGCUCUUGCUUGCACUAUAAUAAGCUGCUCCAUUGCCAUCCUUCAUCUUCCCGGUAAAGUAUUUAAUCAGCUGUAUCACGAGGACAAUUGACGCAACACCUAAUCCAAUCUUGGCUAUAUUCUGUGUCAGUUCAUGAAGCUUCACUUGUAAUGGUGUCUUAUCUUCAGCAGGGCUCAUCAUCUCCGCCCAUUUCGUGUCCGUGCCCACUGCAGUGACAAGCAUCCGAGCAUCACCGUUUGUGACUCUGCUUCCAGCCAGCAAGAAGGGGUUAUCAUAAUCAGGUCUAAUUUCUGCAUUUACUUGAAAUGAAUUCCCUUUUAUGUACAAUCCAUCUGCUGGAACUUGAUCCCCAAUCUGCAGGUGAAUGAGAUCUCCCACCACAGCUUCGUUUGCUGGAAUCUGUUGCUCUGUUUCGUCUCUUAUGACAAGAGUGGUGGUAUCAGUAAGGAUGUUGGAUUUGGAGAGUGUGUGGAGUUGUCUUGUUGGCCAGAUAUUGCUGAAAGAAAUGGCAGCCACUACAAGGAGUAUAGAGACAUAUAUGGAUAGCCCAUCAAUGACUCCAUUGAGCCCUUUUCUGAUUCCAAAACCCAUGGAUAGUGAAGCAGCCAGGAAUAACACAACAAGGAUUGGGUCUUUGAAGCUUUCCAGCACAAUCCUUAACAUCUUCGGAGAUGGCAUCUGAAUUGUGUUGGGACCAAAAGUUCGGCGGCGGAGGGAAACAGCUUCAGCUUCAGACUCAAUCCCCUUGUCGACAUCAGUUUUGAGCUCAGAGGCCAACCCUCGAACCCCUCCAAACCGAGCCAGUUGCUCAUGGUUUCUCUCUCUCACGAGCUUAGAGAGCCUCGCUACGUCGAUCCUCGAGAAGCUUUCUUGCUCUUCUUCCACAUCAAUUGUUGUGUAAGAAGGGGAGCGUGAAAACGUCGUGAAGAAUGCAUCUUGGUACUUUCUUGCUUGAUAGAAGGCCCUGCUGCUGCGUAGAACUAUAGAAAGCUUUUGCCACCGCACGUGGCGCUUCCUCAGCAUCGGCGCGAGCUCCACGCCGCCGCUGCUGUCUUCCUCCGGCGCGGAUUCGGGUAAGGAAACGGGCCUUUGGUGCAUGAUGGCUUGAUAACUGAAUGCUAGAUUCUUGAGGAAUUUGUAAAUGGGAUUCUGUAGAAAAGUGAGUAGCUCACUAUCCUACUAAAAGGAAGUAUCCCAUAUAUGGGGGGCUGAACUUGUACGGGAUUUGGGGGCGGUAGUCCCCGAGCCAAUUUUUAUUUGGGCAUUCCGUAUAAUUGCUUUAUAUACAUUAUUUUAUUUUUUAAAAUACGAAGGAGCUUUAGCCCCCCUAGACCCCUGGCUCCGCCACUGUAUAUAAUUGGAAAAUGACAUCAAUUCUUUACAGCUGCUAAUAUAAUGGUAUAUCCGUAUUGUGUC